Lasiodiplodia theobromae is the source of this 2910-nucleotide messenger RNA. Its product is annotated as Tpr domain containing protein. The record is from RefSeq and is a predicted model, not a curated record. The coding region runs from base 1 to 2910 and encodes 969 amino acids. The transcript is spliced from 3 exons. Lineage: Eukaryota; Fungi; Ascomycota; Dothideomycetes; Botryosphaeriales; Botryosphaeriaceae.
AUGCCGUUCGGUUGGCGCAGACGGCAGCCGCUCGAGCAGCACGACGCUGCUGCCGAGAAGGCCGAGGUGCAGCGUGUGAGAAAGCGCGACCUGCUGCGCCAGCUUUUCACGGGCGUGUACGCGGAAAAGAAGCAGCCACGCGCUGCCAGCAUCCCCAGUAUCGUCGAGCCCGAGCGCAAAAGCCGUAUUGUUGAGCCCUUCAGAGGCCUGAAGAAGCACUACCGCUCGCGCUCGUCCUUUGUGAAGACCGCCGACGACGACAAAUCCACCACCGCCGCCGCCUCCACCCCCGACCUCGCGGCCGCCCAACCAGCCCAACCAGAGGAGACCGAGGACGCCAGAUCAGAGGCUCCCGACGAUGUUUCGACUCCCGAUCCGAGUGGCUUGACUGAAGACGAUAUCCCCAACCUGUUCGCUGGCGCCCCUCUUUUUUCUGUAGACAAGAUCAAAGGCAGGCGCAUCCCGAGAGUUGACUUUCCUUACGACGACACCCUCAUUGUUCGAGAUGUCAGCGACAGUCCGCAACUGUCCCACGAAGCCUUUUCCUCUGCCACUCUCCGGCCUCAUCUUUGCCAGGUUGGACACCAGGAUGAGAAGAAGGGGCUGCCCAUGGGUUACGACAUCAACGUGGUGGAGAUUCCGAGCAUGUUGAGCGCGCAGGGACUGGACGCUGGGACCAUUGGCUUUGACCAUUUUCUGGAGAUUCCGAGAUCCGACCACCUCCGCCUAGAGGACAACGACGAUGAAGCCAUCGCGAAUCGGGACCUGUUGGAGGAAGCGCCGGAAAAGUUGGGAAUCAAAUGGCUUGACCAACGGUUGAUCUACGAGCGGCUUAUGGAGCUCAGCCAGGUCCACCAAACCUUUAAGGAGACCGCCGGCAAGACCACCAUUCUGCACUCGCAAUCCCCUGGAGAGAUGUACGCCCACCUUUUCGGUAAAUUUCUGAUGCCACCUCGUUACGAUGGAUCGACAGGAGACCCCACUGGACUGAAGGUGCAAAUCGAGACUUUGAUCCGGGUUCUCAGGUUGAAAGGAAUUUGGAACGACUUCAGUCUCGUGGAAUGGCGGAUACGUUUUGGCCGGAUCUUAUGGGACAGCCCCUCUUCGGAUCCUGACGAUUCGGAGGAAUACGCCGGGCCGAGCGAAAGGGACAUGCUCCUCCUCCAGAUUCUGCUGGCUUCGGAGCUCCUCCUUCGCUUGGAUGCGAUCUCGGGGCUCCCUGUGAAGGAAGUUACGGAACAGCUGAAUUUGACUGAAGCUGAAGUCCGCAGCUUCACGAGCAUGAAGUCGCGCAAAAUUGACUGGGACUUGGUGCUGGCCAGACGGUUCUUGGAGAAUAUCGAAAUCAGCGAGGAGACACCGGCCCCUCUUACCCCGAAGAGGAGAGGGUUUCUUGCCGCCCUUAACGUUGGGCGCUCUACCGAGGAGACUGAAGAACCGCAGGAAACUGAGUUCUGGCUACGGCCCCGCUACCGAGAGCGCCAACUCUCCGGGCUCCUUCAUUUUGCCGAAACUAUCGGUUGGCCUAGACUCAGGGAACUUUCGAUCAAUUUGACAGCUAAACUUCAGGACAACGGGACACCCCCAUCGCCGAGUAUUUACGCUACACCGCUUGCUUCCCCUCUUGCGACUCCACGUAUACCAAAGGACCUUAACGGAUACUUUGACCAAGAAUUUCAUCGCCCACGUCCGAGUCGCGUGAGUACCUCACGAUCCAUCCAGUUACACCCGUCGGUUACCUCCACACCUGCCACGCCUCCACGACCUUCGCUGCUCAGGAGGGAUAGCUCACAGCCCACCUCGAGCUCGAGCAAUGGACCCACCGACAUUGGCGGCUGGCUAAGCCGGACUUACCUCACUGGCCUGGUCCUUCCCGGCGAAGCCAUCUCGCAUUUUCUCAUUUCGACUUUGCUGGAAAAUGACAGGUCGGCUGUGACUGCGCUCGGAGAGUUGGCUAAUCUGUAUGGCGGAUUCAUCUACGCUGAACGCAGCUGGUGGAGCAAGAGUUGUAUCGUUGGCAGGGUUCUCGCAACCAUGGAUGGCUCGAAAGAGUGCAUGGGCUGGAUCAGCACACCUUACGUUCCGAUCGGCUUCCAAGAUUCAUGGAUCGAUAUCGUCAACGGUACCACACCGCCAAGCCCAGGUAAAAAGUCAAAGGCAAGGAUCGACUGCGCAGAAAAGAUUGAGCUCGACGCGAGCUACUUGGCGGGGAAGGCGGAUAGCGAGGUUACUGGAGAAGACCUUACUCUGCCCAGGGAUUCGAUCGAACCGCCGCCAAGGCUAGUCCGUUUCCACAGCCUGCAGCUACUUCCGGAACCCGUGGUGGAAAUCCCAGGCCCGGUCUUAGCGGGAGAGGUCGAGCCGCAGCCCAGCUACGCAGCUCAAAUGACCUUCGAUCUGUUGGAAACGAGCGUCACUCUCUCGUUGACUUACGAUAUUCAGUUUAUCACUGCCUGGCCGUGCACACCGCCAUCUUCCGCUACGAACAAGAAGCUGCGCCGCCUGAACAGGAACUCCACCGGUGGCAGAAGCGGCCCAGUUUCCGCUCACCCGCUGCACGUCGCGCAUAAGUACCGCGUAAUCACACCGGUGCAACUUCUUGCAGGCUCACCGCAUCUCACGCCCGCAUCAUCGACGAUUUCCCUUUUGGACGAAACAGCGGCUAGCGGCGAAGUCCUCGUGAUCGAUGCACGCCCACCGCGUAAUUCGGCUGAUUCGGGACCGGCUCUCAAGCCUCCAACUGAUUGCACGGCCACUCCCUCAAGUGGGGCUGACGCAGCGCUCCUGGCUCGUGCGUGGUGUGCGGACCGCGGCGAGCACGCACUCGUCGGACGUGUGGGCCGGACUUGUCUGGCCUGCUGCGUGAGAGAGGCGCGGGCCCUCGGCGUACGCAUUGUCAUUCGCGUCUGA